UCCGAGAGAUGCCCCCCGACCCCCCAUACGUCCCAGUAUCCUACAAAGCUCCGGAGCCUUGGGCAGAGCACAGCAGACCCCGAGCGCUGCCCCCCGUCCAACACAAACCUCCUUCAGACUACGGAGCGGAGCAGAACAAGUGGAUGGGCCCCAAUGGAGAGACCAUGUCGGACCCUGAACGUGACGUGUUGGUCCUCAAUCACGUGCUGGGAGAUAUGGACCUUUUUGUGGGGCGGCUGCAGGGCAGCGCAGGGAGCACCAAAACCCCAAAGAAGAAGAAGAAGAAGAAGAAGAAGAAAGGUGGGGGGGUGAGGGGGGGGCAGUGCUCAGGGUGCGAUGGGGCUCUGGGGGCGUACAACUGGCAGCACAUCCAGACCCCCUCCGGACCCGAACUGCUGGAUCUCAUCUUCCAAACCCUGACCUCUGUCCUGGAGGAGUGCCCCCACCCCCACCUGGCUGAGGAGGUGGAGACCCCCCUGCUGCUCCCGGAGGCGCUGCAGCUGCUGGAUGGGACCCUCCUGCCCGACCAGCACCGCACCUGGAAGAGUUUGGGAAUGGCCUGGAACAGGAGCCGGUGGGGCGGCCCUAAACCUUCCAAUGGGGCACCCAGUGCAGAUAACCCCACCCUACCCCACCCCCAACCUCAACCCUCAUCCUAACCCAAGCCUAACCCUAAUCUAACCCAAUCCUAACCGUAACCUCAACCAAACUCAACUCCAACCCCACCUCAAUCCCAACGCAACCCA
Phasianus colchicus (ring-necked pheasant) is the source of this 746-nucleotide messenger RNA. Lineage: Eukaryota; Metazoa; Chordata; Aves; Galliformes; Phasianidae. The record is from RefSeq and is a predicted model, not a curated record.